Messenger RNA from Cantharellus anzutake, 986 nucleotides. RefSeq names its product 2Fe-2S ferredoxin-type domain-containing protein. The transcript is spliced from 6 exons. Gene Ontology annotation, molecular function: 2 iron, 2 sulfur cluster binding. Lineage: Eukaryota; Fungi; Basidiomycota; Agaricomycetes; Cantharellales; Hydnaceae. The record is from RefSeq and is a predicted model, not a curated record. The coding region runs from base 26 to 613 and encodes 195 amino acids. Gene Ontology annotation, biological process: P450-containing electron transport chain; positive regulation of oxidoreductase activity. Gene Ontology annotation, cellular component: mitochondrion.
GGCUGCUUACGUAACUAUUGCAUGAAUGCAAACCUUAACUCGACAAUCGUUGCAAAGGUGUCUCGUCACUCCCCUUCGCAAAGCCCUGCCAUUCAGCUCCCAAAAGAACGUUUAUUUGUCAAGUAGUUUUCCACGGACGUUUUUGUGCACUUGUCUCAGAGUAGCGUCACUACCCGCGUCAUUACCCACGUCAUGUAGUUUGCACACAUCACAACACAGAUCUCACGGACAAGUGGAAAGGCCAAUUUCUGGCACUGGACUUAAGGUCCACUUCAAAGACCCCAAAGGGAAUCAUCUCAAGACGGUAGAGGCUAAUGAAGGGGACUCCUUACUCGAUCUGGCAAAGGAGUAUGAUGUUGAUCUUGAAGGUGCAUGCGAAGGAUCAGUAGCUUGCUCCACGUGCCAUGUUAUCCUUACAGCAGAGUAUUAUGACAAGCUUCCAGAACCAGAGGAUGAUGAAAAUGAUAUGCUUGAUAUGGCGUUUGGCCUUACAGACACAUCACGAUUGGGAUGUCAAGUCAAGAUGAGUCGUGAGCUGGAUGGACUUAUCGCUCAGCUUCCUUCCGCCACUCGUAACAUGUUCGUCGAUGGGGCAAAGCCCGCAAAGCACUGAUAGUUUUUACGUCGAACUGCAUGCCAUUGGCGGCCUUGGGUGCUUAUCAAUCUUUAAUUAUCUAGCGUGGACGACAGUAUUGCCAAACAGGGUAUCCCACGUCUCGUAGUGUUGCGGUGUGUAAUUUGGAUGACUGGGUCAGGGAGACAAAAUCAUAGAUUCAAAAGCACAAGUGCGUCUAGUCUAGUUCUAAAUGAUUCGAAAAUCCCAUGUGGGUUCUGCAAAUGGGAACGACGAAACAGGAUGAAAUGGAUGAGAUGAUAGUUGCAUGAAAGAUCCGGAUUCCUGCUCGUGCAUCUUGUAUCCUCCCUCGUCAGAUUGUCUCAUAUUGAUCCCCUCCCAAUAGGAGUUGAGGGAGAUUGCCAAUGACAGG